Molecule: messenger RNA, 3080 nt
Organism: Trichomycterus rosablanca
Lineage: Eukaryota; Metazoa; Chordata; Actinopteri; Siluriformes; Trichomycteridae
Product: bromodomain adjacent to zinc finger domain protein 2B-like
Exons: 17
Cellular component (GO): chromatin
Molecular function (GO): DNA binding
Source: RefSeq, a predicted model, not a curated record
GCCCUCUGUUUGGGGUGGCGGGAAGCGAGCAGCCGUUCAGCAUAACCUCUGUAACCUCAGUGCCCAGUGCCUUCCCCAUGAUGGCGCACCCCGCCUUUGGCUUACUGUCUCCUGGCACAGCACGCCCUGAGUUCGGGGGUUUGGGGGCACUAGGGGUCACUGCAGCUCUGGCAGCACACCCACAACUAGGGGCUUUCUCAGAUUGGUGGAGAGCAGCUGAAGCUCAUGGACGUAAUGCUGCAGCCUUCUUCCCCCCAUUUCUCAGUCUGCCUCCGCUGUUUGCCCCUCCUCUUCUGAACCACGAGGCCUCACCUUACACUUCUAAAACCCUGAGCAAAAGCAGGCAGGGCUCAAAAGCUGGUGUUAAUGGAGCAUUGAAUGGGAAUGUGGUCUCUCCUCUGAUGGCUAAAGGCAGUGUGUAUGGGUCACCCUCGCCCACUCUUCGCACACCCAGCGUCAAGCCCCGUGCCCGCAAAGCCUCUCAUCACAACAACAGCACAGGAGAGCUGCAGGAGAAACCCUCGCAGAAACCAAAAGAGAAGAAAGCUCGUAAGAAACUGGGUGACGGCUCGGCAGUGAGUGACAGUGAAUCAGGCUCGUCUCUGGACAGUGAUAUUGAAGGAGUCAGCAGCAGUGACUUGGACGACCUCGGUGAGGAUGACGAUGACGACGAUGACGAUGAUCAGAGUAAAGACAGUGAAGAGUCUGAUUCUGAAAAGGAACGGCAGAAGAAGAAAACAGCAAAGAUUGCUUCACCUAACCUCAGGCCCAAUAAAAAGGGACUUGCCAAACCUGUCCAGUCCUGGGACCUCCGGGAGGGCAGUGCCCACUUAGACGCCCUGUCUCACUUCUCACCUCUUAUCCUGCCAGUCUCCAUAGCCAGAGACGCUGUGGCACAACCCACCAGCGUCAUUCAGUCUACCGGCCUGGCCAUAAGUGCCAAACCGCUAACACUGAUUGCCCAGCCGCAGCAUGACUCCUCCCCAGAUCACUUUGGAUCCUCCCCUCAGCAACUCAGCUCCUCCCCUCCCUUACCGUUGGCCGUUUCCUCUCAUCAGCCACUCUCACUUUCACUUUGCUCCUCCCCCAAGCCGUUAUCAGUCCCUUCCCCACCCAAACCCAUUCCUCUUUCCUCCUCACCCAAACCUCCCCCUUUGAGUCCCUCCCCCAGGGCGCGGGCUCUGGGCUCGUCUCGCAAGCAGCAGGUGCCGCAACUGGACACGCUGAGAGGCAGAAAGCGAUUGGAGAGCUCACUGUCUCAAAUUGCUGACUUCAGACUGAAACAGUCCUUACACACACAAGACCAGGAGUUUCCACUCCAGCUGAAAAAGCAGCAGGACCUCUACAAAACCUCACAAAGCUCUGGAAUAAUAUCCUCUUCUUCCUCCUCACCUUUGCCUCUGUCUUCUUCCUCCUCCACACUUCUCCCUUCCAAAAUCACGUCGGGUCGCACCAAGCCACCCACUGCACAGGGCGUCCCUGCAUCACCUAACCUCCUCCUCUCGCAGACUCUCCUGGGCCUGAGCCACGCCAACGGUGUGAUCCAGAGCUCCACCCAGGAUGCACCGCUCGCACUCACCACCAAAACUCGCUCCGACCUGCCCGUCAACCUGAGCACAGGUGGCAGAAAGGACACGGCUGCGACGACCCCCCCGACCGCCUCGACGGCCACCCCGGGGUCCGCCUCUGCCCUCCCGGCGAGGCCACGUCCCUCUCGCAAAAACAAGACGCCCAGAGCCCUGGAGGCCUGGAAGGACGUUUCUCAGAAGCACCUGGUCCAGUCUCUCGUUGAGCUGUACAAUCAGGGCGGGGCAGAGCAGAAGACCCCAGGCAAGAAGGACUCCGACGAGUCGGCCGAGGAUGAUGACGACGAUGAGGAGGAUGAUAUGGAUGAUGAAGAUGAGGAUGAGGAGGAUGAAGACGACAGUCUGUCAGAAUCAGACAGUAACUCGGACAGCGAGCUGAACGGCUCUGCAAGCGGUAAUAGGAAAAACAGGGACACGACAGAGACGGAGACAGAUGGAGAGAGGACGCCUUUGAAGCUCAGCAGGGACCUGCCCCUGCUCGCUUCCUCCACCAAUUACGGCCUGCCUGACUGCUCGCCGCUAAACCUUCAAGUCAUUAAACCCUCCAGCAUGGCCAUGCCCACCAUCUUCAGCAGCUCUGGUGCCUUGACCUAUCACAGCUCACCAUCCUCGUCUUAUUCAGUCGGCACGUCCCCAGGCUCUGGGAAGAGGAAGCGAAUGAUGAGUGAGGAUGAUCUAAAGACUCCUUUGGAAAUGGGCUGGCGCAGAGAAACCAGGAUCAAAACAGUCGGAGGUCGUCUCCAAGGAGACGUGGCGUAUUAUGCUCCCUGUGGCAAGAGGCUGCGUCAGUACCCCGACGUGGUGAAGUAUCUAUCCAGAUACGGAAUAACUGACAUCACACGCGAUAAUUUUAGCUUCAGUGCAAAAGUAAGGGUUGGUGACUUCUAUGAAGCCAGAGAAGGAGCCCAGGGUCUGCAAUGGUGCCAGCUGAGCGAGGACGGGGUCAUCCCGCGUAUCAGAGCCAUGGACGGCCGGAGGGGUCGAACACAGAACACAGAACGCCAGCACGCAGUAGGUGACAGUGAGGGCUCGGGUGAGCACCGCAGGAAAGGCCGUCCACCCAAUGUAGGCCAUACUGAGUUCCCCAGCUCGUCAGAGGCCAAACUGCUCCGGAAACUGGAGGCUCAGGAAAUUGCUCGGCAAGCAGCUCAGAUGAAGCUGAUAAGGAAGCUGGAGAAGCAGGCGCUUGCCCGGGCGGCUAAAGAAGCCCGCAAACAGCAAGCCAUAAUGGCCGCAGAGGAAAGGAGGAAGCAGAAGGAACAAAUUAAGAUUCUUAAACAGCAGGAAAAGAUAAAGCGCAUUCAGCAAAUCCGGAUGGAGAAGGAGUUCCGUGCACAGCAGAUUCUCGAGGCAAAGAGGAAGAAGCGGGAGGAGGCCGCCAAUGCCAAAAUUUUAGAGGCAGAGAAGCGCUUAAAGGAGAGAGAGAUGAGGCGACAGCAGGCGGUUAUCCUUAAGCACCAGGAGUUGGAGAGGCAUAGACUAGAUAUGGUAUGG